AUGCAGAAUUUUCACGGUGGUGAUUUCAAUAACGUUGCAGAAAACAAGAUCAAGAUGGUCCAAGAUAAGUCUAAUCUUCAUACUCAUAUGAAAAACCUUGAUGACUCCUUCGAUGAUGAAGCCUACACAGGGAAGGCUCAAGCUCAAGCCGAUAAAGAUGUUAAAUAUCGUCAUGAUCUAAAAGAGCAGUGUGAGGACAACUAUAAGAGGGGGCAGUUCGAUUGCGCUGAAGCACAUGCUGAGACAUCGAGAAUCCAACAGGCUGGGAACUAUAUGAUGACACAGCAUCACAAAGAUCUUCAACAAAAACAUGAUGAUUCAGUAAAACUUCACGACGAUAUAGAGAGUUUUAAGAAAGACUGUGUCGAUUUUAGGGAAUUGCAAAAGGCAUUGAUUAAUGUAGAGGAAGACAGAAUUGACAAACAGGAUCACGAGAUCUCUGACAGGAGUCUAGUGGUAGAGUUUGAGAGGGAAAGAAAACUUAAAGACAAGGACGAAUUGAACACCAGAAUGUGUACUCGUAUGGUGGCUCACGAGGUGGAACGCCAAGAUCGCGAAGAUCUCAUAACCGUCAGGCACGAGGAUGAAGAUCGUGAGAAGUUACGCCGAGAGGACGUGAUGGUGUACGAGAAGAAACAAGACGAUAAAAAAGAACUGAGUGACGGCCUUCGUACGCAAAUAGAGGAGAACAAACAGUCCGUGCGGGAUGAGAAGCAGAGGGAUCUCAAUUUUUAUGAUCGGGCCACCGCUCUGAUGGAACUGGAAGACGAGAGGGAGGAAGAGAGAGCUCGCAGGAAGAAAGAGAGGGACGACCAGCACUUCGCAGACUUGAGACAGCAGAUCGCGGACAACGCGGUCCGCAGGCAGAGGCAGAAGGAAGAAGACGCUUCGUAG
Messenger RNA from Pieris macdunnoughi, 894 nucleotides. The record is from the annotation of a GenBank genome assembly. Lineage: Eukaryota; Metazoa; Arthropoda; Insecta; Lepidoptera; Pieridae.